CUCCAAUACAUAAUUAGCUAAUUUGGCAGCAGUUAAUACAGCCAAAUUAGCUAAUUCCCUGCUGAUUGAAGUUAUGGCGAUGAUAAGAAUAUUGAUGAGCUUGGCUGCCAUAGCCAUGCUGCUUGGCUGUGUCAUGGCUACAGAUUACACAGUGGGAGGUCCUAAUGGUGGAUGGGACCAAACUAGUGACCUUCAAGCAUGGGCUGCAUCAAAAACCUUCUUCGUCGGAGAUAAUCUAAUUUUUGCAUAUGCUCCAAGCCAUUCUGUUCUUGAAGUCACAAAGGCCGCUUUCGACUCCUGCGAGAUAACAUCUGCAGUUGCAAUUUAUACUGGAGGCAUGACAACCAUCACUCUAGCUUCUGUGGGCAAGAGAUACUUCAUAUGUGGAACUGGUGGACAUUGUACCGUAGGAGGAAUGAAACUCGAAAUUAACACGUCUCCCAAGACUUCUCCACCCCCACCAGCCAAACCGGCUACUCCACCUACAACAACACCCAAAGCUCCACCACCAUCAACCCCCACAACUCCACCACCAUCAACUCCCUCAAGUCCACCACCAUCGAGUCCCACAACUCCACCAGCAUCAGCCCCUUCUACCGCCCCAGUUGCUUCCCCUCCCACUUCAUCACCAUCUCCCAAGUCUUCAUCAGCACCCUCACCAAAACACUCACAUAAAAUAUCCCCUGCGAUGUCACCUUCCAAGUCCUCGCAUGCUCACAGCCCUGCCAUGCCUCCUGCUGGCGUUCCAACACCCCCGACUGUUGAGGCCCCCGGAUUGCCUCCUUCUGUUGAGUCUGUGGGAUUACCCCCUUCUGAUUCUCCUGCACCUACACAAUCUGCCCCAUCAUCAGCUGAUAAAAUCAGUGUCGUUGCUGGUUCUACAGUGGGAUUUGGCUUUGUUGUUAUGCUGAUGUUCCUUCUUUAAGCCUUCAAAUAAUAUUUUGAGAAUGUUGUCAUUUUUCAUUUUAUGUUGAUUCAAUUCUAUUUUGUACCUGAUUAUCCUCAGUCCUGUUUGUUUGUUCAACAUUCCAUC
This is a messenger RNA of Lycium barbarum (goji berry), 1033 nucleotides long. RefSeq names its product uclacyanin 1-like. The record is from RefSeq and is a predicted model, not a curated record. Gene Ontology annotation, molecular function: electron transfer activity. Lineage: Eukaryota; Viridiplantae; Streptophyta; Magnoliopsida; Solanales; Solanaceae. The transcript has 2 exons. Gene Ontology annotation, cellular component: plasma membrane. The coding region runs from base 74 to 925 and encodes 283 amino acids.